Molecule: messenger RNA, 1637 nt
Organism: Monascus purpureus
Lineage: Eukaryota; Fungi; Ascomycota; Eurotiomycetes; Eurotiales; Aspergillaceae
Source: the annotation of a GenBank genome assembly
AUGCCGCUGAAAUUUGGCUAUAUAAAGCGACCAAAUCGACAGAGACGGAGACCAAUAUUGCAGGCAUUGUCACAGAGGACUCAGAGCAUUGCCGACUAUCUACGGGCUCCCGACUUGGGACAGUUCCAAGAUGCAUCCCAAGCCUCUUCUGGGGCUCCUCGCUCUUUCUGCAGUGGCUGUUGCCGCUCCUCCCAGAAACCCAGCUCCAGGAUCUCCUCAAUCCGUCCAGAACCUGAAGGACAAGAUCAAGCACAUGGUGCUGCUUAUCCUGGAGAAUCGCUCGACAACCUUUUGGGUGGCCAGACGAUCCGGGGCUUGGAUAAUCCCAUCAACAAUGGACCGUUCUGCAACCCAGUUAACCUGACUGAUCCAUCGGCAGGCCAGGUCUGCAGCAAGCCGCAUGACUUCGACUCCGUCAUCAACGAUUCCGACCACUCCAUUCACGGCAACAAUAUCCAGUUCUACGGCACCUUCCAUCCUGAUCAAGCGGCUAUUGAAUCUGGGCAGCUGAAGCCAAGCAUGAAUGGAUUCGUUCAUGAGCAAGCGCGCCUAUAUCCCACAGUCGAUCAAUCUGUCCUAGACACCCAGGUCCUGAACUACUAUACUGAGGAUCAGGUCCCCGUUUUCACUGAGUUGGUGCGGAACUUUAUCACUUUCAACAACUGGCACUCUGAUAUUCCGGCCGACCGAUCCAAACAGAGCCGCUAUGUAUCCGGAACCUCGUACGGACAUGGUACCAAUGAUGCUGGGUUUGGCAAAUCUACGCUCCCCCAACGGUCGAUCUUCCAGCAGUUGACAGAGACCAACCACAGCUGGGCCAACUAUUGUACCAGCGGCUCGGGCGAUUCCCAUUAUUUCUCCUGGACUGUUAACAGCGGCUCCACUAAGUUUAGCAAGCCGAUAAAUCAGUUCUAUCAGGACGCCUAUCUGGGGCGGCUGCCGGAGUUCAGCUACAUAGAUCCAUCCUGUUGUUCCGUGGGAACGAACUCGAUUCACCCUUCCGGACUGGUUUCCGACGGGCAGAUACUCGUCAAGCAGAUAUACGACGCCCUUCGCAGCGGACCACAGCGGGAUGAGACUCUUUUCAUCAUUAGCUUUGACGAGACUGGUGGCUUCCAUGACCAUGUGCCUCCUCCCAGAGCCCCGCGCCCAGACAACCUCACCUACACCGAGAAGACUCCUGAUGGAGGCAGCUACACUUUCAAUUUUGACCGGCUUGGCAGUCGCGUCCCCACCUUCCUCAUCUCCCCGUGGGUGGACGGUGGCGUGGUUGAAAAGCUAGGCACGAAUGCGGACGGCCAGCAGGUCUCCUACUCUGCGACUUCAACUCUGAGGACUUUAGGAUAUCUCUGGGACUUCGAGCCGUUCAACCCUCGGGUUGCUGCGGCGCCAUCAUUCGACCACCUUAUUGGGACGACAAAGAGGGUCUUUACUCCUGAAACUUUGGUCACUCCCCAUGCAUUUUAGGAGCGAGCAAUACUUUUCAGAGGAGCAAAUCAUACUCUAGGCCUGUGAAGUUUUCUUAGCAUGGUCAGCUAUUGUCUCUCGGGUAUAUCGUUGUAUAUAAAUGUCUGGGGUUUCCGGCUUCAAAUUGAACUAGGUAUAGAAUCUCUUAUGUAUUCCUGUUUGUAUUGAAA